AUGACUGAAAUGACGUAUUUAGCGCCGUGUGCAAUGUUGAGCACGGUUGGGAUUUUUAAAUCAUUCUUUUUAAUGAAGAAUAAUAUUGAAAAAGAAGAAGGAAAAUUCGUAAAUUCCGUAAUAACUUUACUGAAUAUUUUCAAUAUUUGUGUUGUAUUUGAUUUUACAUUUACUCCUAUUAUAAAAAUUGUUAAAAAAUACAUUUCUAGUGGAGAAUUAGAGCUAGUUCUGCCACAUAAAGUGGUAUAUCCAUUUGAUGCUUUCGACAUAAAGUAUUGGCCGUUCGCAUUCUUUAAACAGAGUUGGUCAGAAUGUAUAGUGCUUCUAGAAAUGUGUGGAGCUGAUUAUUUCUAUUACAUUUGUUGUACAUUUAUAAGAAUACAAUUCCGUCUAUUAUGUUAUGAAUUUGAAAACUUAAUCCCAUCACGGCAUUUAAAUGAGGAAGAACAAAAUAUAGUCAAAAGCAAACUUAUUAAUUUAAUAAAACGGCAUCAAGAAUUAAUAAAAUGUACAAGUACGCUUGAUAUGAUAUAUUCAAAAUCUACUUUAUUUAAUUUCGUAUCCAGUUCAGUGAUUAUUUGUCUAGCUGGAUUUAAUGUUAAAGCUACAGACAACAUAGCGUUGGCCGUUACAUUCCUAACGUUUUUAUCAAUGAACCUUUUUCAAAUAUUCUUUCUGUGCCUCUUUGGCGACAUGAUAAUGAGGUCGAGUAUGGAGGUGAGCGAUGCUGCGUAUAACUGUCUAUGGUAUGCAGAUCGUAAUGUUGCCAGAGAUGUGUUGUUAGUGCAAAUUAGAGCUCAAAACCCUUGCAAACUGACAGCAUUUGGUUUUGCUGACGUCAAUUACAUGUCAUUUAGUAAGAUAAUGAGUACUUCAUGGUCGUAUUUCGCACUACUAAAUACAAUGUAUAACGAAAAUCAAGAAAACUAA
Molecule: messenger RNA, 930 nt
Organism: Papilio xuthus (Asian swallowtail)
Lineage: Eukaryota; Metazoa; Arthropoda; Insecta; Lepidoptera; Papilionidae
Product: odorant receptor 4-like
Exons: 8
Coding region: 1-930 (309 amino acids)
Biological process (GO): detection of chemical stimulus involved in sensory perception of smell; sensory perception of smell
Cellular component (GO): plasma membrane
Molecular function (GO): odorant binding; olfactory receptor activity
Source: RefSeq, a predicted model, not a curated record